This is a messenger RNA of Porites evermanni, 761 nucleotides long. The record is from the annotation of a GenBank genome assembly. NCBI's taxonomy places the organism in Eukaryota, Metazoa, Cnidaria, Anthozoa, Scleractinia, Poritidae.
AUGAUCUUUAAUUUCAGUAAUGACGACAAGACUGAACUCCUCAUCAUUGGUUCAUCACAACAGCUGGAAAAGCUAGAUAAUAUCACUAUACGUGUGGGUGACUCAGAUAUUCAUCCCGUGCCACUCGCGAGAAAUCUUGGUUGUUGGUUUGAUUCUAGGCUGUCCAUCGGCAUCACACAUCACAAAAAUCUGUGGCUCUUCAUUUUACUAUAUUUAUAAUAUUCGUCGGAUCAGAAAGUAUCUUUCACGGCAGUCAACUCAGAUACUUGUCCAUGCAUUCAUAACGAGUCACCUUGACUAUUGCAAUGGUCUUUUAUAUGGACUACCAGACUCCCUGUUGAAUAAAUUGCAACGAGUACAGAGCGCUUGCGCCAGACUGAUUUUUAGAGAGCAGAAAUUUUGUCAUGUAACGUCUCUUAUUUAUGAAUUACACUGGUUACCGAUUAUUUUAUAAAUAUAGAAUCGAGUUUAAAAUACUUUUAAUUACUUUAAGAUUCUUAUUUUUUUUAGCGCCUACUUAUUUAUCGUCUCUCAUUUCUCUUAGGCUCCGAUCUAAAUAUAAUCUAAGGAAUUCUAGUGAUAACCUUUUACUUAGUUAUCCACGUUUUAAAUCUAAAGCUACACUAGGUGAUCAUUCUUUUACCUGUGCUGCACCGAAACUGUGGAAUGCGUUACCAUUUGACAUCAGAAGCGCCAGCACAGUUAGUAUUUUUAAAGCCGAGCUAAAAACUCACCUUUUCCGUCAUGUAUUGUUAUCAUAA